Messenger RNA from Candidula unifasciata, 357 nucleotides. NCBI's taxonomy places the organism in Eukaryota, Metazoa, Mollusca, Gastropoda, Stylommatophora, Geomitridae. The record is from the annotation of a GenBank genome assembly.
AUGAAAGACGUUACUCGUUUUAAUGAAGAGCUGAUGUUACAACAGAAUAAUAUUUUGCUUUUAAAGAAAAGUGCAGAUGUCUGGCAAAGAAAAUUUAUUGAAAAAGACAGAGAACUGAGCACAGCACAGCAACAUUUAAAUGACUCAAAUGUCAGAUGUCAGGAGUUGCAAGGUCAGAUUAAAAUUUUAAGUGCAAGAAUCCUCAAAGAAGAACAGGAAAACAAAACAUUAAAUGACAUUUUUAGCAAUCUGGCAAGAACAUUAAACGAGGAAAGAACUAGGUUUGAUAGAGAUGACAGAAGUUUGAAAAAAAAGAUUGAAGAGCUAAAGAAGGCCAAUCAGUGGCUGGUGAGUUAA